AAAAAGUCACACGUAAUUGAUUCAAAGCUUUGAGAGGAAGGGGGUCCGGAUCCCAGCGCAUCACUGUGACGUCAGACCGACAAAGAGACGUGGCACGCGGACGGUUAAAUGAUCGGAGCCGUUGCUCAACGUCCCGUCUUCGCGUUUCAAUUCAAAGCAGCGAGGAGCCAGGAAGUCACGGUUCCCCCCUCUCCCCAGCAGACAGACAACAGCCCAUCUGGACUCGGAACAUGGCUUCGAAUAACGGCUCCGCCGGGAAGUGGGAGGUAGUGAAGAAGGGGAAGAAAAGUAGCAACAACUCCGGCGGCGGAAAGAAUCCAACUGACAAGAAAUCCGGCAGCGGCGGAAGGAAAGCUUUGGGCGAAUCUAACCAGCAGCCGUCCAGACAGCCCCUUAAGAUGGCAGAGACUCUGUAUGAUGGAUUUGAGAAAAUGGGAAAGAAGCAGAACAAGGAGCAGGUUCCACCACCUCCUGAGCCUCAAAGCAAGAAGUCUGCGUCCAGUAAACCAUCCAAGAAAGCUCAGCCCAGCAGUACAGCCACACCUGUGUCAUACAAGACUCUGGAGGAAGCCUUCAAAGCUCUGGAUGUCGGAGACCUGAAGCAACAAUUGGCUCGAAGUCAGAGCCUUUUUCCAGAAAACCCCUCAGUCUGGGUCAAAGACCUGGCAGGAUACCUCAACCUCCACCUGACUGCCCCUGAGAUCGAGCCCACUCUCAGCAGCUACCCUCACGACUACCCCUACUGCCUUACAGGAAAGGAGCUGAGGGGCGUCAUCAAAGGCCUCAUGGGACGCUGUAACGACAUUCUGCUGGAUUUCUUGGACCACUGUGUUUACACUAUGCUCAGGGAGCUGGACAGGCAGUCAGGAGAACCUCUGCAUGGCUACAGAGUUUGCAUUCAGGCAAUCCUUCAGGACAAACCCAGAAUGGCCACCCAGAACCUAUCAGAGUAUUUGGAGUUGCUCCGGUCGGUCCAGAAUCGUCCAGUGAAAUGUCUGACCAUCAUGUGGGCUCUGGGUCAAGCUGGAUUUUAUGAUCUCAGCCAAGGUUUAAGAGUGUGGCUGGGCAUCAUGCUCCCGGUGCUGGGGAUGAAGGCGCUGUCCUCGUAUGCCAUCGCUUAUCUGGAGAGGCUGCUCCUAAUUCAUCCAAACCUGACUAAGGGAUUUGGCAUCAUGGGCCCCAAAGAGUUCUUUCCUCUUCUUGACUUUGCAUUCAUGCCCAAGAAUGCCCUGUCACCAAGUUUGCAGGAGCAGUUGAGGCGUUUGUAUCCCCGACUGAAGGUCCUCGCCUUUGGAGCCAAGCCUGAGAGCACGCUGCACACAUACCUGCCGUCUUUUCUGUCCAGAGCCACACCGCACUGCCCCGAUGACAUGAAGAGGGAGCUUCUUAACAGUAUGACGGAGUGUUUGUGUGUGGAUGUACAGAGUCUUGGAGUGUGGAGGCAGCUCUACACCAAACACCUACCCCAGUCCAGUCUGCUACUGAACCACCUCCUGAAGUCUUGGAAUGUUCUUCCACCAAAGCUGAGGAAGAACCUUGAAGAAACGAUCCAGUCUUUUAAAGUGACCAACGAAGAGAUGAGGGACUCCGUAGAGUCUCAGGAACUCCAGGAGUGUAAUAACCUUUGCCAGAACCUGCAGGUGAAGAUGCGCGGGCACGGCUUCCCCUGGUCCAAGCUGCUCAUGGUUCUGCUCGUGUUCGCUGCAGGCUUCAUCGCCCACGACAUCAGAUCUCAAGGCUCAUUUGCAGAUUCUUUCACAGCCCAGUAUCUGCACAGCUCGGGAGUCACGGGGGUGUCCCAGCAGGCCUGGAGCAAAAUAACAGUCUACUCCAAGCAGGGCUUCAGCUGGUUGGAGAAAAACACUCCUUAUUAUUACUCUGAGUGUGUGCGGGUUUUGGGGCCUGUAAUGGAACAAGGUUUAGUGAAGGCCAAAGCAGCAGCUGUCUCCAUCUCUGAAAACACCACAGAGUUUAUCCACUGGGUCAAAACCAGCACGCCGCUGGUCAUAGAAUGGGUGAACACCAACACACCAGACAGUGUGUUCCAGCUGUUGGCGUACAUAAAGGAGUUGCUCAUCUUCAUCCAUCAGAGUUACAUCCUGCCAUCGCUGGCAUACACGUCCCAGCUGUUCCAGCAAGCGUGGACCAGGCUGCAGGACUCCUGCAACGGGGAGGUGUCGGUGUCCUGUCUCCAGGGCCACGCUCUGACCCUCACCAACUCCACCUGGCAGCUGCUGCAGCACACCACCGCCGCCAUCAAGACCUGGGCCCAGGAGCUGCUGACGCGAGCCGCAUGAGGCCCGCCGACUCACACAGGGAACACACACACUAGUGUGCGCACACACACACACACACACCCCGGCCGGUGUGAGGCUGCCUCUCGGGGCGUCGGCUCCUCUGAAGACGUGAUUGGACACUGUGGGGUCAGAUGAAAACAGUCUCCCUCCAAAAAAAAGACCAGUCUUUUUCCUUUUUAUUUUUUUUUUUCGGCUAAAAUUUAUUCGACCGCUUUGCUGUUGAAUAGACGUUUGUUUGUUUGUUUUUCUACCAAUCUUUUUUUGUCUCUGCUGGACGUGGAGGUUGUAUAUUUCCUCUCCUUGAGUUUUUCUACUGGAGGUUUUAGCUAUUGCUUUGGCCUUGGUAAACAGGCUCAGUAAUUUAUAGAAAAUGCAAGUUUGUAGAUUUAUAAGCCAUUUUUAUUUAAAAAUAACUAAAUAAGCAUUCUUAGGAAACUUGUUAAGGAGCAGGGAAAGGACCAUAUACCACAUACUUUGUGUCCCGGCCUGAGUGGAACCCCAUCAGCCCCCCCCCCCCCCCCCCCCCCCCUGUCCCGUCUGUUAUGCUUCAGUUGUGCGAUGCCUGAGCCAGAGGUAGUGGUCACGCACUCGUAUUUGGUCGAUCACUUUCUUGAUUUGUGUCUGUGUGGCUCAGCAAACUUACUGUAUUCAAACGGGAUCAUGUUCAAAUCUGUGCCAAUGUCCCCCCGCACCAAAACAUGAGCAGACCCCUUCUCCGACCAGCUGAUCACUCUCAGCUUCUCCUACAUGAAAUCGGAUGGACAAGGCUGUGACUAAUGUCUUACUUUGUAAUGCAAAUCAUUUAUAAUAAAGACUUCAACCCCA
Menidia menidia (Atlantic silverside) is the source of this 3122-nucleotide messenger RNA. The record is from the annotation of a GenBank genome assembly. NCBI's taxonomy places the organism in Eukaryota, Metazoa, Chordata, Actinopteri, Atheriniformes, Atherinopsidae.